Molecule: messenger RNA, 3507 nt
Organism: Odocoileus virginianus texanus
Lineage: Eukaryota; Metazoa; Chordata; Mammalia; Artiodactyla; Cervidae
Source: RefSeq, a predicted model, not a curated record
UUCAUGUUUUCUGUGGCAAUGAUCCAGCGUUUCCGGUUGCCCCCAGCAACCAGAGCUAUAUCUGCUGACCUGUGCAGAGUGAGGGACAGGACUCCAGUGACCCUGUGAGAUAGCAACACUUAGAAAGAAGAAAGCUGAGGCUGAGUGACUUAUUAAGGGUCACGGGCCGAUGUGACUCCUAAUCAGACUCUCAUCUCCCACCUCGAUUCUCCUGGAGACCCCUCUCCGGCAGCCGGAGUGGAAACAACUACCUUCCCGGUAUAACCAAUCCCGGAGCGACUCUUGGGUCGCGUGACUAGGGAACAGGUCCCGCCCCUCGGAGCCGUCAAAACAAUUGCCUCGAGCGGCAGCCAUGAUAGAUUUAAAGGGGCAGUACCGGCAGGAGCGGCAGCCAGAUCAACAGACUGCGGAACGCCAGACUCAAAAACUCCGCCCCCCGCGAUUCUUCCCGCCCCUCGACAUCCGGACGGACGGACCGACGGCCUGCCCCGCCCCCUGCGCUACCGACUGACUCAGUAACCUCGGGAUUGUCAGGCCCCAGGUCUUUGCUCGCGACGUGGACCUCGGUCGCCCACCCGCAUCUUCUGCCGUCACCCCGGCCCAUUUCUCUCUAUCCACACCCUGGGCCUCAGGGCAGGUCGACAGCCUGGGACACUUCUCCACCGCAGUCCCAGGCCGCCCGGGAGAUCAACUCCCAGCGCCGCAUUUCCCUGCGAUCCCACAGCCGCUCAGCGGACCUGCCAUUCUUCCCAGCAUCUUCGGGCUUCUGGGAGGCACCCUAAGGUGACUCCUCUCAGAGUCUGUUAGUGUGUGGUCGUGAUAGACACAAAGCCAUAGAAGUGACUGGGUUAGGAGUGACCAGGUCUUCCUUCUCCCCCGUUCCCAGACACGCCCCUUGCCGCAGGUCUCAGAUUCAAUCUCACUCCCUUCUUGGGAGAAAAUAGCUCCCCAGGCUUGGCCUGGGAGGUUGGCUUGGGGAAGGAGGAGGGACGUUGGUCGUCUUUGAAGACCUGUAGGCAACGGAGGGAGGGCGUUUGUCCUGGGUGGGGCUCCAUGCCAGGUCCUCUGGGUGGCUGUGAAGUGGUGAGGGAAGGGGUGGGAACGCUGGACUUCUGGACUUUGGGCAGGGCAGAUCCUCCUGAGUCCCUGGCUGCUUGAACAGAGUUUCUUCCGGGCUCCUGCCUGAACACCACAACCAAGGGCUCUAUACAGCCCAGGCAAGGUCCCCCAGCCAGGAUGUCCGGCCUGGUGUUGGGACAGCGGGAUGAGCCUGCAGGGCACCGGCUCAGCCAGGAGGAGAUCCUGGGGAGCACUCGUCUGGUGAGCCAGGGGCUGGAAGCCCUCCACAGUGAACACCAGGCUGUGCUGCAAAGCCUCUCCCAGACCAUCGAGUGUCUGCAGCAGGGCGGCCAUGAAGAAGGCCUGGUGCAUGAGAAGGCCCGGCAGCUGCGCCGUUCCAUGGAAAACAUCGAGCUGGGGCUGAGUGAAGCCCAGGUGAUGCUGGCUUUGGCCAACCACCUGAGCACAGUGGAGUCGGAGAAACAGAAGCUGCGGGCGCAGGUCCGGCGGCUCUGCCAGGAGAACCAGUGGCUCCGGGACGAGCUGGCCGGCACCCAGCAGCGGCUCCAGCGCAGCGAACAGGCUGUGGCUCAGCUGGAGGAGGAGAAGAAGCACCUGGAGUUCCUGGGGCAGCUGCGGCAGUACGACGAGGAUGGGCACGCUGCGGAAGAGAAGGAAGGUGAUGGCUCCAAGGAUUCCCUGGAUGACCUCUUCCCCAACGAGGAGGAAGAGGACCCCAGCAAUGGCUUGUCCCGUGGCCAGGGCGCCCAGCACAGCGGCUAUGAGAUCCCGGCAAGGUUGCGGACACUGCACAACCUGGUGAUCCAGUACGCAGCCCAGGGUCGCUAUGAGGUGGCCGUGCCGCUCUGCAAGCAGGCGCUGGAGGACCUGGAGCGCACAUCUGGCCGCGGCCACCCUGACGUGGCCACCAUGCUCAACAUCCUGGCUCUAGUGUAUCGGGACCAGAAUAAGUACAAGGAAGCGGCCCUCCUGCUCAAUGAUGCCCUCAGCAUCCGGGAGAGCACCCUGGGCCGGGACCACCCUGCCGUGGCGGCCACACUCAACAACCUGGCUGUGCUCUAUGGGAAGAGGGGCAAAUACAAGGAGGCGGAGCCGCUGUGCCAGCGGGCACUGGAGAUUCGAGAAAAGGUCCUGGGUACCAACCACCCGGAUGUGGCAAAGCAGCUGAACAACCUGGCCCUGUUGUGCCAAAACCAGGGCAAGUAUGAGGCUGUGGAACGCUAUUACCGGCGGGCACUGGCCAUCUAUGAGGGGCAGCUGGGGCCGGACAACCCUAACGUAGCCCGGACCAAGAACAACCUGGCUUCCUGUUACCUGAAACAAGGCAAGUAUGCUGAAGCGGAGACUCUCUACAAGGAGAUCCUGACGCGUGCCCAUGUGCAGGAGUUUGGCUCUGUGGAUGAUGACCACAAGCCCAUCUGGAUGCAUGCAGAGGAGCGGGAAGAAAUGAGCAAAAGCCGGCACCGCGAGGGCAGCACACCCUACGCUGAGUAUGGAGGCUGGUACAAGGCCUGCAAAGUGAGCAGCCCCACAGUGAACACGACCUUGAGGAACCUCGGAGCUCUGUACAGGCGCCAGGGAAAGCUGGAGGCAGCUGAGACCCUGGAGGAAUGUGCCCUGCGCUCCCGGAAACAGGGCACUGACCCGAUCAGCCAGACCAAGGUGGCCGAGCUGCUUGGGGAGGGUGACAGUGGAAGGACCCCCAACGAGGGCCUGGGGGGCAGCGUGAAGUUUGAGGGAGGUGACGAUGCCUCGGUGGCUGUGGAGUGGUCAGGGGAUGGCAGUGGGGCGCUGCAGAGGAGCGGCUCUCUGGGCAAGAUUCGAGAUGUGCUUCGUAGAAGCAGCGAACUCCUGGUGAGGAAACUCCAGGGGUCUGAGCCCCGGCCUUCCAGCAGCAACAUGAAGCGGGCAGCCUCCUUGAACUAUCUGAACCAGCCCAGUGCAGCGCCCCUCCAGGUCUCCCGGGGCCUCAGUGCCAGCAGCAUGGACCUCUCUUCAAGCAGCUGACAUUCAGCUUACACCCCACGUCUGCUGGGUCCCCCCACAGCCCUCACAGCAUUCCCUGUUGCUCCUGGCUCUUCCAGCCCCAAGGUGGGACAGUGAAGGGGGAGCAGUUAACCCGAAGAUUGCUGCUGCCCUUAGGGUCUCAGCCCCCUCCUCAGGAAUCCCCUUCAGGAAGGACCCUCAGGACAUCCUCCCCCCACCCUGUGGUCCUCUAGAGUAGCUAGCUCUACUACUAGGGCCCCCAAAGUGGGUAAGAAGCAGGUACGCACCUCAGAGAUGCAGCCUGCUGCUGGCUUUUCUGUCAGAGGGCUUGGGGCUGGCCAGCCAACCUGCCUUGCCCUGGCCUGUCUUGUUCCCUCUGCUGCCUCACUUCAGGUCCAUGUAUUUCACUUUUCUUAAAUAAAAGAAUCAGGUAACCAUUGA